AUUCUUCAUUUUUCACUUUGAUACAAUUUCCUAACCACAAACACUCCCACUUUGUAGCUCAUAAAUCCAUCUCUUCCACUCAAACAACAACAUUCUAUUUAUUAUUAUCUAGAAAGACAUAAACACAAACACAAACACAAUUAUUAUUAUUAUUAUUAUUUUGUGAAUUAAUUAAUUAGCACAAUGGCUUUGUUUGAUCACCAAUCUCGACACUCUCUUGUCCCUGGAUUUCUUUACUCAUCAAAUGCAUUCUCUCAUUUGGAUAAUAUAUCUUCAAUCAACAACAACAACAACAUUAAUCAUUCAUCAUCAACACCACAUAAUUGGAAUAAGAAUAUUCCUAUGAUCCCUGCACCAAAGGAGACAACUAUCCCCAUGUUUUCUACUGAAUACUAUGUCGCAUGCAGUCUUGGUGGUAUCUUCAGCUGUGGUCUCACUCACAUGGCUGUCACUCCUCUCGAUCUCGUCAAGUGCAACAUGCAGAUUGACCCUGUAAAGUAUAAGAACAUCACAUCAGGGUUUGGAGUUUUGCUGAAGGAACAAGGUGUCAGAGGUUUCUUCAAAGGCUGGGUGCCAACUUUACUUGGUUACAGUGCUCAAGGAGCAUGCAAGUUUGGAUUUUAUGAAUACUUCAAAAAGUAUUACUCAGAUCUUGCAGGACCAGAAAAUGCAGUAAAGUACAAAACUUUCAUAUAUCUAGCUGGUUCUGCUUCAGCAGAAGUUAUUGCUGAUGUUGCACUUUGUCCAAUGGAGGCAGUUAAAGUUCGUGUACAAACUCAACCUGGCUUUGCUCGUGGUUUGUUUGAUGGGUUACCUAAGUUUAUCAAGGCUGAUGGUAUUUCUGGGCUGUAUAAAGGACUUGUUCCUCUUUGGGGACGUCAGAUACCAUACACGAUGAUGAAAUUUGCUUCCUUUGAGACCAUUGUGGAGAUGAUCUACAAAUAUGCCAUCCCAACCCCAAAAGAACACUGCAGCAAAAAUAAGCAGCUUGGGGUCAGUUUUGCAGCAGGAUAUGUUGCUGGUGUACUAUGUGCAAUUGUCUCACACCCUGCUGAUAACCUCGUUUCUUUUCUCAACAAUGCCAAAGGAGCCACUAUUGGUGAUGCAGUGAAGAAGAUUGGGCUAUUGGGUCUUUUCACUCGUGGACUUCCUCUUCGUAUAGUUAUGAUUGGAACACUAACUGGAGCACAAUGGGGUCUCUAUGAUUCAUUUAAAGUAUUCGUAGGACUGCCAACUACUGGUGGAGCGACUCCUGCCCCUACGAAAUAGAAGCCAUUCAAAGUUUCAAACAAACACAUGCUUGGUUAUGCAGAAGAGAUAUUAUUUUGACAGACAAAUAAUGUUAGAUUUCUAAUGCCUCUUAGUUCAAGCCUGCUUUACCAAAGAACCACCAUAUAAUAUUUUAUUAAUGUUCAGAUUUUGUCCUUCAUUUGA
Molecule: messenger RNA, 1434 nt
Organism: Cicer arietinum (chickpea)
Lineage: Eukaryota; Viridiplantae; Streptophyta; Magnoliopsida; Fabales; Fabaceae
Product: mitochondrial phosphate carrier protein 3, mitochondrial-like
Biological process (GO): mitochondrial phosphate ion transmembrane transport
Cellular component (GO): mitochondrial inner membrane
Molecular function (GO): phosphate transmembrane transporter activity
Source: RefSeq, a predicted model, not a curated record